AUGAUUUUUGAUCAACCUGCACGAAAUGAUCAUGAUUUCUGGUUACAACUUCAUCAACAGUCCAUUAAUAAAACAAUCAUUGAUGAAGAAGAUAUACCUGAAUCCCUUGCCGAUAAUUUUAAUUUAAAUGAUUAUUCAUUAAUUGAUAAUAAUUCUGAAUAUGCUGAUGCUUGUUCACCAAUUCCAAUAUUAUCAUCGAAUACGUACAUGCUUCAAAAUAAUAAUAAUGAUACUCAAACAUCACACAAACGAAUUCGUGAAGAAGCUGAAAAAUAUUAUAUUCGCACUGCAGAACAUUCUUCGACAAAACAACAGUUAUUAGCUGUUGUUGCUGUUGAUUUUUCACCUUCUAUUCUUCGUGCUCAUUUUCCGACUAUUACUGAUUCACAAAUAAACGCAGCACUAAAACAUAUCUAUCGUUUUGGUGAGAAAGUACUAUAA
This is a messenger RNA of Rotaria socialis, 441 nucleotides long. Lineage: Eukaryota; Metazoa; Rotifera; Eurotatoria; Philodinida; Philodinidae. The record is from the annotation of a GenBank genome assembly.